Molecule: messenger RNA, 1356 nt
Organism: Sardina pilchardus (European sardine)
Lineage: Eukaryota; Metazoa; Chordata; Actinopteri; Clupeiformes; Clupeidae
Product: neurotrypsin-like
Exons: 6
Coding region: 92-1159 (355 amino acids)
Biological process (GO): zymogen activation
Cellular component (GO): plasma membrane
Molecular function (GO): serine-type endopeptidase activity
Source: RefSeq, a predicted model, not a curated record
GGAUAUGUCAAUGGCUGUGCUUUCUCCAAUACUGGCGGUCUGGUUAAAAGAGGCUAAAAGGAACUGAGAAAGAGGAAGACAUGUCCAUUUCAUGAGAUUCUCAUCAAGGAGGGAGAUGUCGAUGGCUAUUCUUGCUCUAAUCUCAGUUCUUUCUCUCAGUGUCCCCUCAGCAGCUGUUGCUGCCCAGAUCAGGCUGGUGAACGGGGACAGUCGGUGCUCAGGUCGAGUGGAGGUGUAUCACUAUAACCAGUGGGGAACUGUGUGUGAUGACUUCUGGGACAUGAGUGAGGCUAAGGUGGUGUGCAGACAGCUGGGGUGUGGCACUGCUGUUUGUGCUCCUAAGUCAGCCUUCUAUGGUGAAGGGACUGGGCAGAUUUUAAUGGAUGAUGUCAGUUGCUCUGGUACUGAACAGUCUCUGACCCAGUGCUCCUACCUCAGAACGCAUAACUGUGGCCAUUAUGAGGAUGCAGGGGUGGUGUGUUCCAUGGAAGUUGAACUACGGAAGCCAAGGCUUUCAUCGGAAACCAGCAAAAAGGUUUCUUGGGGUCAGUCUGCCCAGAUGAGGUGCUCCAUCUGCACACAGCUCCUGGGUGGUACAUUUACCCUACAGCAGUCCAUUGGGUCAUUUACAGAGACCAAGACAGCCAUUAAAAGCUCUGCCCUCUUCACCAUUCCUCAAGUGGACUUUACCCAUGAAGGAGUCUACUACUGCAAGUAUAGAACAAGGGUUUCCAUUCGUGAAUUCACAUCCCCUCAAAGUUCUACUAUCAGCCUUUCUGUAAUAGUGGUGCUUGUGCAGCCCAACAUCUCUCUCAGUGCCCCAGAUGGAGGGCUGUUCUGGGGGCCUCAGGGGCCAGAGGUGACCUGGGGCCACAGCCUUUCCCUCAUCUGCUCUACUGAGCCACAGCACCAAGGAGGCUCCUUCCACCUCAUCUUUGAUGGGUCUAACAGCACCAGGACUCAGCUCGCCAUCAACCACUCAGCCUCCUUCUACAUUCCUGAGGCAGACUACUCCCACCAGGGCAACUACAGCUGUGUCUAUGAGGUCACUGUGUCCAGCCGCACCUUCAAGUCAACACAGACAGCACCACUGACAGUCAUUGUAAGAGGUAAACAUCCAGCACUUAAUUGUCUAUUCAGUAUUAUGUUUGUGUGUUAGUUUUCUUGUUGUUUUCUCUUGUAAUUCCCUGGUCCUUUUCCAGCAUCCCUGGCACCCAUCAUUGCAUCUGGGGUGAUUUCAGGGUUGUUCCUAUACACUGCAAAAAGUGAUUUUCAAGAAAGGAGAAUUUACUUAUUUUGGGGAAAUUAAUCUGGGUUUUUUUCUUGUUUUAGGCACUGAUAGAAAAAAUAUCUUGU